UUUUUAUAUAAGUAUUUGAGUCCCCUCUGUAAUAGAGCCCCCUUGGAGGAUGGUUGAAAAAUAGAGCCUAAGGGGCUUUGUUACAAAAAAUAUGGUAUAUAAGCAUUUUCUAGCCACAGACUCAGGCUUUUGAAAGUUAAAGAGAAGGGCUUUAAUUCAGAAAAUAAAAAAACAAUAGGGGUUCGGAGUCUGAUUGUUGUGUAGUGGUGACACUACUAUAAAAGCCAAUGUAAGCGUCAGUCUAAUUGGAUCAUACUAGCCCGGCUAAUCCCUGAUCUUCGUCUGUUCCAACUCUAUCCCUUCGCCUACACAUAGCUCUUUGGAUAAACUGUUAAUCUUUUGCACGUCUUUUUCUACAACCCUCGGACAUAACACGGAUAGCUUUUAUAUUUUUAAUUUUCUCACUUUUAAGCAAAUAGUAAAUUUAAAGGGUAAAAUAAAAAUUGUUGAUGCUUCUCCAAAAUGUUUUAAAACAAUGCUGGAAUAUUUUUAUAGUGGAGAAAUUGAUGAAAAAACACUCGAAACUCAUUCAAAAGAUUUAUUUGCCAUUGCACAUAAAUACCAAGUAAAACAAUUAAUGGAUAUUUGUGAAGAUUAUAUGAUCUCAACUAUUGCUGCUGAAAACUUUAGCAAGGAUUGCCUUUUUGCUGAGUUAUAUCAUCUUUCAAAACUCAAAAAGGUAGAUUAUUUUAUUUUGUGGCAAUUGCGGACAGAGUUUUCGGGUUACUUCGUAGAGUACAAUUGCUUAUCUUGAGUACAAUUGCUUAUGGAACGUUUAAAAAAUUUAAAAUUUGCGGACAGAGUUUUCGGAUUACAGUCAAUUGCUUAUCCUAUCCGUAUGGAACGUUUAAAAAAGACUUAAAAAUCAUGAAAAUUUUGGUGGAUAUA
This is a messenger RNA of Meloidogyne enterolobii, 888 nucleotides long. The record is from the annotation of a GenBank genome assembly. NCBI's taxonomy places the organism in Eukaryota, Metazoa, Nematoda, Chromadorea, Rhabditida, Meloidogynidae.